AUGAAUGCGAACGAUGAAGCGCCAUCGAAUUUGGAGCCGACCAGCUCGGAAAAAGCGGACAAGAAUGAAGCGAAAGUCGUCGAGCUUGAACCCGUCGAGCCUGACGCAAAGCCAUCCAGUGAUUCCAACGCGACGGACGCGAAAGGAACCGAAGGUAAAGCUGGCCAGUCUUUGGUAUUACCCCCGACGCUUCACGAACGAUUCAUGCGAAUUAAACAAAUGGUCAAGGACGCCAUGGCUGCUCGCCACACGUUCAUGAUUUACGGAAGGGCCCGAGUGGUUCGCGAAUCUAUGCUGAAGAGGGGCUGGUGCGAGAAGUUCUUCCGAAAAAAUCCCAGUGGUACUCGGCAUUUUACGGUGGAUUCGAGUCCUGUGGCAUUGCUGGCCGGCAUCGGUGAUUUGAAGGAUCAACAAAGCGAACGACAAUUGAUAUCUAGAAUGCUCAGCAACCACACCGUCGACUUUCUCUGGAACACAGGAUCCGAGUGGCCCGGCUGGCCAUCGCAGGACAACAAGAACACGAUUUUCAACAGAUACUGUCGAGCGGGAUUCACGUCGAAGGUGGGCUUAUGUUCGAACGUAAGACAAAUGCACUGGUAUUACGAGGCUGGAGUGGCGAACACCCUUUUCCCGCGAUGUUACAACUUAUGCCAGGGCGAUCAGAUGCAUGCUUUCAUCGAGGAUUUUCGAUUCACGUGUUGUCUGAGUUUGUUGAAGUGGUUGAUGAGCAAGAUCGCCACCGAAGGUGAAAACGCAGUUAGAUCGCCAACCGGUACGAUACCCCUGAAGGCCCUGGAGUUCGCAAUUAAACGAUGCAGCGAUUAUAUCAGCGCCCAGUCCCACGAAGACAUUGAUCAGGAGUCGGAAAGAGUUUGGGCCCAUCAAUGGGACCAGUUUAUCAGUUGGUACUACCAGGUUGUUCACGGUCAAGCUCUUUUCGUUCGGAAUAGCGUGCCUUUUCAAAAAUUCUUCUUGGCAACGAAGCACAUUUUGAAAAAGAUGAGGAAGUAUUGUCCGCAAAUCGACAUGGACGGCACUAUGAACGUAUGGAUCAUGAAGCCCGGGAACAAAAGUCGGGGCCGAGGAAUCGUCCUGUUGAACAAACUGGAGGACGUCAUGGCGAAGAUGAAUCCCUCGACCAAAUUAGACACCCGUUAUGUCGUGCAGAAGUACAUUGAGCGACCGUUGCUAAUACACAGCACAAAAUUCGACAUCAGACAAUGGUUCGUCGUUACUUGCGCUCAGCCCCUAACUUUUUGGAUAUACAAGGAGAGUUACCUGCGAUUCUGCUCGCAGAAAUUUUGCCUAACGGACUUCCACGAAUCGAUUCACCUGUGCAAUCACGCGAUCCAAUGCAAGUACACGAACUGCGGCGACAGAAACCCUGCGUUGCCUUCGGACAAUAUGUGGGACGUCACGACCUUUAAAGAGUUCCUCAAGUCCCAGGGACAUCAUAAAGCGUGGGACGAGCUGAUCUAUCCAGGAAUGAAGCAAGGCUUGGUCGGUACCCUGCUGGCCAGCCAGGAAGCCAUGGAUCGUCGGAAAAACAGCUUCGAACUUUACGGUGCGGAUUUCAUGGUCAUGGAGGAUUUCUCCGUUUGGUUGAUCGAGAUCAACAGCCACCCAGAUAUGAGCUACUCGAGCAAAGUGACGACGCGUCUGUGCAGACAGGUUCUGGAAGACACCAUAAAAGUGGUCAUAGAUUUUCGGGAGGACAAAAACGCGGACACGGGACAAUUCGAGCUAGCUUACAAGCAAAAAAUGCCCAACUGUCAGCCGUAUUUGGGCGCAGCUUUGUCCCUCCAAGGCACUCGCAUCAUAACGUCCGAGAAGAAACCUGCUCUCAGCACUCAGGACUCGAAAGUUAGCCUUGUAUCGAAGUCUCCGAUGACGUGUUUCGCGAAAAAAAAAUCGAUGGUGCACAAUCAAAUCGGUCCGGUGAUCGUCGAUCUGAUCGAAGAAUUGGAGAUUCAGCUCGAUCAGGAAUUCUACGCGUAUUACAAAGUGGAGUCGCCUAAGUUGAGACAAACGUUACCGUCAACGGCGCCGUUGAAAUCCUUGAAAACGGCUGUGUUGGUCGAUAAACAGGAAUCGACCGCGAAGAGUGCUCCAGCUAAUGGCUCCUACAACGCCAAAACGAAGUCACCCGGUAAUAGUCGAAUAAAUGACAAAAUCGGGAGUAAUCAGAAAACCGUGACGCGGACACCCAGAAAAUCGCGGGCUCUCACUGCAUCGACGAACAACAACAAACCGGAAACCUCUCCCGCCAGACAAACUUUGCUCUCGAAGAUUAUAACUAUUCAGAAACAAGCGCCGAAAUUGACGUCGAAACCCGAGAAGCCUGCAAUGAGACAAAAUCAAAAUAAGAUAAUUAAGACGGCGGUGCGAGACGUGAUUAAAAAGUACAAGAAAGGUGCUACAUUGCCAGAUAUUCCACUGGAAGUACCUGCGCUAUCCACUUCGUUAACAACACCAAAUAAAGGCAACGACGCCAUCGCGGCGAAAAAUAGAAAUCGCAACGUUCCAGCCAAAAAUAUUCGUCAAAAGAAAACCAAGGUGCUGACCGAUAUUACAGACAUGUACGCUGUUGGCUUGAGGUUGACUAAAUGA
Colletes gigas is the source of this 2610-nucleotide messenger RNA. RefSeq names its product tubulin glycylase 3A-like. Bases 1 to 2610 code for a protein of 869 amino acids. Gene Ontology annotation, biological process: cilium assembly; cilium movement; protein polyglycylation. The record is from RefSeq and is a predicted model, not a curated record. The transcript has 13 exons. NCBI's taxonomy places the organism in Eukaryota, Metazoa, Arthropoda, Insecta, Hymenoptera, Colletidae. Gene Ontology annotation, molecular function: protein-glycine ligase activity, initiating. Gene Ontology annotation, cellular component: cilium.